UUCCACAGCUGCACAGGCGGGCAGGCAGCCUGUGAUGGGGCCCUGCUCAGAAGACCCCCAUCUCUGCUGGGCCUCCCGGCUCCUGGGAUUCACCAGCCUACUCCUCAGCGUCUGCUGCACUGGGGUCAAGAGUUCUGGGACACAUGGUUCUGGAGUUCAGGAUUCUGGAGCCCAUGUUCCUCUGCACAGGGUCCGAGGAGAUUCUGUAUUGUUUCAUGUGAUCAGAAAGCAAGAAGCUAACCUGGAGGAGGUCACAUGGGGCUUUGGCCCUGACUCAAACUACAGAGUCCUGUUGCGAGUCUGUGCUGGGACAGAUGCUCUGACUUGGGUCAGCCUCCAGGACAAGUACCAACAGAGGGUCCAUGUGCCCAACAUCUUGUCCCUGAAGAUUGAGAACCUGACCUCUGAGGACAGUGGACUGUACCGGGCUCGAGCCAGCUUCACUGGAGGAAUAGAACUUAACCAAGUUUUCCCCCUCACUGUCUAUGAGCCGGUGCCCCUUCCCCAGAUCCUGUUCAAGUUACCGUCCAUCACACCAGGUUGGUGCAAUGUCACCCUGGAGUGCAGAGCCUCAGGGGCCACAGAGGACCUGAAGGUGACCUGGCAGAGCAAGGGCCUCCCCAGGGAGCUGGAGCAGAGCAUGACACCGGGACCAGCCCCCAACUCCUGGACCCUGCCUGUGAACCUGCCCCUGAGGCAGCGCAGUGUCAGCUUCACCUGUGUGGUCAGCAACCAGGUGGACCAGAAAACUGCCACCUUAGACCUUGGGGAAGUCUGUGGCCAUGAUUCACAAGGACAGGUCAGUGCUGACUCCCUGCCAGGCAUCCUAGGGGCUGUCGUGGUUGUGCUGUUGAUCCUUGGAGGAGGACUGUACCUUUGGAAGACACGUGAGAAGAAGAAGAAAAUGGAGACUGGAAGAGGUACAGAAUUGCAGGAGGACCACAGGGACAAUGAUAGUGGCAUCCAGUAUGCAGAGCUGAGCCAGCAGGAGUCUCGAAAGGGCACACACAAGGGUAUUGGUGAACAACAUUUAGAAGAAAAGGAGCCUGUUAAUACUGUCUACAGUGAGGUCCAUAAGCCAGAAAGUGAAGCCCUGAAGAUAAUUUAAUUGGAGGAGGUAGGAGAACUGGAACUCCUAGGACACCUCCACUCGGAGCUUGAUCCCUGCAGACACCUGCGUCUCUCAGCUCUGGUCCAGCUCCAGCUGCCCUGGUCUGCGUUACUCUGACCCUCCUGCUCUCAACUCCCUGGGCACACAUGGCCUUGUCAUAUCUCUGUCACCUCUCCAAGCUGCCUUCCCACUCAGGAUCCUCACCCUGCAGGAUGAGUGCUCAUUUUCCAUCAUUGACUCAGCUUCUGACCACUCUCCUCCUCGAGCUCCCCAAAGAGAACCUUCUUGCACAUGAUAAUCCCCACAGCCUCUGCUGUGUGGCUGGCUGGUGUGUGUCUUUCUGAGAACACAGCCCAGGCAUGGGGACUGUGUAGAAGAUACUGAACGCCGCAGAGGAGGGGGUUAGGACCUUGAUGCUGGAAGCUGAGUUGGGGGUCCGUGGAGGCAGCAUGGGUAGGUGGGAUCCCACAAAGGGCUGGCCUGAGGCUUCCUUUGCACGCUGUAUAGGGCAAAAGGUUUGUAUCAAGCGGUGCGUUUGUGUGUGUGUCUCUGUGUCUGUGUGUAUGUUGGGGGAGUAUCCAGUGUAUAUUAUACAUUGGGCCACAGCCCUUUUCCCUGACCACUAGUACUAACCUCAGCUUCAGCUCGUAGACCUCAAAUCCACCUCUUGUGGAGUGGGAAAAAGAAUUUGUGCUGUUUCUGGACCUUCCAAGACUUCUGUUUCUCAGAGAGGGACCCAAGUCGGGACUUGCGUUCUUAGGAAAGCAGCCUCAGCCCUUCCUUGUCUGGGGCAGGGGUACUUGGUCAUUAGAAUGGAAGUGCAGUAUACUGCUCCUACCUCCCCUUGAUGAGGCUGCUAUGAGGGGUGAGGGGUGAGGCUUGUAGGAAGGUCUGAGCCAACCCUCUCCUGCCUCUUCUACUGCCCCUCAGCGCCCCACAGCCCUGCUGGCCUCAGAUCCUUGGUCAGCCUCCUCUUUGCUGACUCACAACCCUCUGCCUGAAAUGAUGGCUCCCUUUCCUUAUCCCUUCCUCCCAUCCCUGCCUGUUGGAAUCCUACCAUUCCAACCCAAAACCCCCUUCCAAGUCACGUGUUCUACAUGUUCCCAUAGGUUUGAAAAUAGUCUCUCCCACAUCUGUCCUUUUCAGACAACUUGGACGUAAUCAAGGCCCCUGCCAUAGGUUUGCUUUGGGUUGGUCAUGAGUCUUCCCUGCUAGCCUCACCUGGGGCUCCCUCAGGAGGGCGCUGGGGCUUUGGGAGGCCAGUUCCAAGGAGACAAGCACCUCUCUCUGUGAAGGGUCUGAGCUACUCUUACUCCCAACUCCCACGGAGACUCAGCAGACAAGACCCAGAGCACAGAGGCUGCUGAAGGUCUUUCUGGUAGUGACUCCACAAGGAAGCAAAGAGGACAUGAUGAACUCCAAUGACACUGCCUGGUUUCCCCAACCCACAUCCAGCUUCACGUUGCCUGAGGACCUAAUGGAGCCUGCACUGUAUUGUGUGGAAGCUUCUCCUCUCCCUGGCGGUCCUCACCUCCUCAAAGCCUCUGCCUUCUGCCUUGAGUCCCAGCUCUUGAAUCGGAGAUGGACUCACUCUGAUACUAUGAUCUGUGGUCCUUUGUCUGCUGGCCUAGAUUCCUGGGUCUCUUGGUUCCCCUCCCAGCUCAGAAACCUCAGCUGCUUCACUUCUGACCUCAGAAAGCCAAGUUCUGGGCUAAAGGCUUGAGUGUUAUGCUAGGAUCCUGCUAGAUGAUGCAUGAAUAAGAGAGGAGCAGAGUUUCCAUAAUAAGGCUCUUUCUAACCUCUUUCUGCUCAGGCUGAACAGAAGGCUGAGAAGGAAAAAGAUGACAUCUCUCACUGGCAUCCCAGGUGACCGGUCAUGGCUGGGUAUCAGUGCCCAUCAGUCCAGAAGCAGUGUAAGAUGUGACCACCCAUUGACCCCUCCC
Messenger RNA from Kogia breviceps (pygmy sperm whale), 3054 nucleotides. RefSeq names its product SLAM family member 9-like. NCBI's taxonomy places the organism in Eukaryota, Metazoa, Chordata, Mammalia, Artiodactyla, Physeteridae. The record is from RefSeq and is a predicted model, not a curated record.